This is a messenger RNA of Symbiodinium sp. CCMP2456, 2409 nucleotides long. NCBI's taxonomy places the organism in Eukaryota, Dinophyceae, Suessiales, Symbiodiniaceae. The record is from the annotation of a GenBank genome assembly.
AUGUUGCACACUGCUCGGCUCAAUGCGUUUCGCCGUGCCGUGGCACUCGCUGAGGAUAUCAAGGUCACCGUUGGCUUCAGCACGACGCCCUUUCAAGACGUGCGAGGAACAACUGUGAGCCAGCGUGCUGUUGACGAAUAUAUCUUAAAAGAUGCCGAACGUGAGCCAGCCAAGUACAUUCUGAUGCAAGCAGACCUUCAGCGCUUCAACCAGUAUCGGACGAUGCAGAUGGCGGAGACUGCUGGGGAAAUUUCUAGCUGGUGUGUCAACUUCGAUGGCUUUUUCCUUCCAGGAAACACGCCCGAGGGCGUCGAAGGCUACUAUUCUCCUCACUGGCACUCAGCUUUGGCAGGGCUAGGCUUGCCUGAAAACACUUCAUGCGAAGACAUGGCCCAGUUCUGUGAUUUGGAUUCUGGCUCGCUGGUGCGUUUGGUAUGCGGAGAGACCUGCUGCUCCAGCGCGAGCCGCAAUGCUGCCUGGUUCAAGGUCACGGGCCUAGGCUGCCCUGCGGGGUGUUUGCAAGAGGCAGACAAGAGCCCUGCACGCACCUGUGCAGAUGUACACGCAAACUCAACCCCUUCAUGGAAUGCCUUCUGGGAUGCAUAUCCGCGUGUGCUGGAGAAUAGCACAGGUCAGUCUCUGUUCAACAAUACGGUAGGGUCGCAAGUCGCAGAAAUGGUGCGAGAGAUGAAGCUGCAGGGCUGUUCAGCCUUGAACAACAGUCGUUGGGAACGUGAAAUUGUGAUGGGUUGGAGGUGGUGCGAAGGCUUCGAGAACCUCUGUGCACCCUUGGCUCGCCUGUGUCCAGAAAGCUGUGGGUGCAACCUGGACCUGGCCGACCCGGCCGAGGCCCCUGCCGGCUGCCCAGGCUUCUGCUACAGAAGAUGCGAGGACACGACCUUCGCGGCCAUCGGAGAGGUGGCUACCUGUGCAGAUGGGCAGGAAACCUACAGCCGCGAAACCUGUCCUGGCAAGUUCAGACACCUGCCGUUGGACACACCAGACGAAUUCCCGCUAGCUCUUUGGUACAUCAGGUCUCGGGCGUACUGCGUCUGUCAAAAGAACUUCUUGUGCCUGACGGGCCCUGCUGCCAUGGCUCGUGGAACCAAGCGCAGCGCUGCGACCACCGUGCAGACCGUGGAAGAAUCCCCAGAUGAUGCUGAGAGCACGGUUCCCAUUGACGGCUGUGAAGACGAGAACCACAGAAAUAGUCCGGAGCAAGGGCUCCGUCGUCGCCGAGAUGGUGUCGUGCGCUGUGCUCGAUGCCACGACUUGCAAAAGAGAAAGCUGAGGGUUGUUGGCAGUCGCGGUCUAGACCUGGCUGCUCAUUUCCGAAUGCGCCGAAGCAUGCCGAGCGUCGAGGUGGUCCCCAGCUCCCCCGAGGCGGAUGACGAAAGAGAGCAUGACAGAGAGAUACAUGAAGCCAUCACCAUUCCCCAAAUGCGAGUUGAAGUCCACACCGCGGCCAAGCUUUCCAGCCCUCCAGCUGAUUUCAUGGACGAUGCCAUGGAAACAACGGACGCCCCUCCGUCGGAGAGCUCCGACGCAGCGACCCCAAAGGUGCUGCACAUCGGCUGUGACGUAUGCCCGCGGUGGUACGUGGUGGAUCAGCUCCUUUUCGACCACUGGCGAGAAGCGAAGUUCACGUGCUGUAUGAUCGGCGAGCACUGUGGCCGGAAGGAUAAGAAGACAGCGCUCGUCUCGUGUGCCGGCGUUCCAGGGAUGCUGACUCGAAUGGGCAGGCCGUGCAUCUCACGCGAGAGCAGGCCUCGCCUGUUACCGCUUGGCUUCUGGGAUCUUUGGCGCCCGGGUACGACGCUGUGCGCAGCGGCACCGCAGGUCUUUGCUGCACCAAUCGCGAUCGCCGGUCGGCAGCGGCUGUUAGAGGCGAAGCACCUUCUCGCGACGGCUUUUGAGGACGAGGCGGCAGCAAAGACAAUUUCCUUGCUGCUUGGUCUCCGUCGCAAGCGUCGCCAAGGCGCUUCCAAGGUGGAGCCGUCCAAAGUUUGGCUCCUUUGGCAGGAAUCCGAGUCGUCUGCUGAGCCUGGACAGAUGGUGGCAGUAGCAAUCCUCUCCUGGCAGCGUUACACCGCAGCUGGUCCGCGGCAGCUGCAGGGCGGGGUGGUGCUGGAGUACAUUGCUCGACUGCCGGACUGUGGAGCCAAGGCAUACUACCUCGUUUUAGCGGCCGAGGAGGUAGCGCUACUGCUUGGCCACAGCGAGCUUUUCAGUGCGUGUGACCUGAGCCAAGAUGGCCGCGCCUUCAAUGGCAGAGCAUUGCCGGCCUUGGCUGCGCAUCAGAACUGGGGAUUCCAGGACACCGACCAAAAGGAGUGGCGAGAUCGUCGCCUGGAGUCCUACAAUGCAGACUGCAGCUUGCACUACAUGGUUAAGCAGGUCGGUCAGUGA